Molecule: messenger RNA, 1543 nt
Organism: Cydia fagiglandana
Lineage: Eukaryota; Metazoa; Arthropoda; Insecta; Lepidoptera; Tortricidae
Product: cytochrome P450 6B6-like
Exons: 2
Coding region: 14-1543 (509 amino acids)
Molecular function (GO): oxidoreductase activity, acting on paired donors, with incorporation or reduction of molecular oxygen; monooxygenase activity; iron ion binding
Source: RefSeq, a predicted model, not a curated record
CCGAAUAGUGAAGAUGAUCGUUGUAUUGAUAGCGGUACUGGUUGUAGCCAUCUACUAUUUCGGUACCCGCAAUCAUGACUAUUGGGCCAAGAGAAAUGUCAAGCACGACCCCCCGGCGUUUCUGUUCGGGAACAACUACAAGGGCUUCAUUGGACGGCAAAGCUUCACAGAGGUAGCCAAUGACCUCUACAACCGGUUCCCAACCGAAAAAGUAGUCGGCUUCUACAGGGGCUCCACUCCGGAGCUAUACAUAAGAGAUCCAGAUAUCAUCAGAGAUGUGUUGAACAAUGAUUUCGCUCAUUUCUAUCCUCGGGGACUAGGAAGAAACCCAAAGGUAGAGCCGUUGAUAGCGAACUUGUUCCAAGCGGAAGGAGAUCUAUGGAAGCUUCAGCGACAGCGAAUAACGCCCGCGUUCACGACCGCUAAGCUGAAGGCGAUGUUCCCGCUGGUGGUAAGGUGUGCGGAGCGCCUUCAGGGAGUGGCGCGCGAUGCCGCGGCCCGGUCUGAUACCUGCGAAGUUCGCGAGCUGAUGGCGCGCUUCACCACAGAAUUCAUCGGCGCCUGCGGCUUUGGCGUCGAUACCGACUCCCUCGGAAAUGAAGACUCCGCCUUCAGAAACAUCGGCAGGAUGAUGUUCGCUACCCCACUUCCAAUCUUAAUUAAGCUCAUGCUGUGGCAACUUUUACCACCGCUAAGAUCGUUCCUUUAUGUUGCCAAUCCGAAAGUUCGUGAUGCCAUUUUUGAUUUGGUGAAAACCGUCAGAAAAGAUAGACAAUAUAAGCCUUCUGGUCGUAAUGAUUUCAUAGAUCUACUCCUAGAAUUGGAAAGCAAGGGAAAAAUCGUAGGAGAAUCAGUUGAGCACCGGAACGCUGACGGGUCCCCCGUAAUUGUGGACAUGGAAAUGGAUAUCAAAAUGAUGGCUGCCCAAGUGUUUGUAUUCUUUGGUGCAGGUUUUGAAACUUCGUCGUCUGCUACAAGUUUUUUAUUGCACCAACUGGCAUUCAAUACCGAAACACAAACCAAGAUCCAGUCGGAGAUCGAAGAAGUGUUACAAAAAUAUGACAAUAAGCUGUGCUACGACGCGGUAGCGGAGAUGACGUUGCUUGGUAUGGCUUUCAAGGAGGCAAUGAGGAUGUUUCCAUCGCUGGGCGUACUAAACCGUGUGUGCGCUCGGUCUUAUACAUUCCCUCAACUAGGUUUGACUAUUGAUCCUGGGGUAAAAAUUGUGAUCCCAUUGGAGGCGCUGCAAAAUGACGAGAAGUAUUUCGAUAACCCGCGGGAAUUCCGGCCGGAGCGAUUCACUCCCGAAGAAGUGCAGAAGCGACAAAAAUACGUAUACUUGCCUUUCGGAGAUGGGCCCAGAGCGUGUAUAGGAUCCCGUCUAGGCGAGAUGCAGUCACUGGCGGGACUAGCAGCGGUGCUGCAGCAGUGCAGCGUGUCGCCGGCGCCCGGGACCCAGCGUGUGCCGCCGGUCGAUUCCCGCUCGAACGUCGUACAAGCCGUCCGGGGAGGAUUGCCACUCAAACUCACCAAUAGACGUUGA